This is a messenger RNA of Dunckerocampus dactyliophorus (ringed pipefish), 1459 nucleotides long. RefSeq names its product C1q and TNF related 6a (gene c1qtnf6a). NCBI's taxonomy places the organism in Eukaryota, Metazoa, Chordata, Actinopteri, Syngnathiformes, Syngnathidae. Gene Ontology annotation, molecular function: protein binding. The transcript has 3 exons. The coding region runs from base 172 to 915 and encodes 247 amino acids. The record is from RefSeq and is a predicted model, not a curated record.
UCCUUCCCAAAUAAACAGAGGCUGGUGAAGUAGGCUACUGGGAUAACAGAAGGAAACAUUUUUUUAAAAAGUCUCUCACACGCAUGCACACGGAGGAAGGGAGGCUCUCCGUUAUUUCCCCCUCUUGACAGACUGAAGCGGCUGCAAAAAAUCUGAACAAGGUGAAACACAAUGUUUGGAGUCCUCCUCACCCUGUCCUUCGCCCACCUGGUGGCACAGGCGCCCCCUUCCGACGGCCCCCCUGUACCAUGCAGACGCUGCUGUGAUCACCUUCCACCAACAGAGGGCAGCCCAGCUCCGUCCCCAAAGGGAGCGUACAGCCGGGUGCCCGAGGUCCGCGCCUACAUCAACAUGACCAUCCUCAAAGGUGACAAAGGAGACCGCGGUGAAAGAGGGACACCGGGUAAAACCGGACAGGAAGGCCCUCCAGGACCUGUCGGCCCCAUGGGCGAAAAAGGCUCAAAGGGCCAGGCCGGCCUUCCGGGAGACCCCUGCAAAGUUAAUUACGCUGCUUUUUCUGUGGGCCGUCGCAAGUCCCUCCACAGUCUGGAGGCCUAUCAGACGCUGAUAUUCGACACCGUUUUCGUAAACCUGGACGACCACUUCAACAUGUUCGGCGGCAAGUUCAUCUGUCACACGCCCGGCAUCUAUUUCUUCAACGUCAACAUUCACACGUGGAACUUCAAGGAGACGUACCUGCACAUCAUGCGAAACGAGGCCGAGCAGGCCAUAGUGUACGCCCAGCCCAGCGACCGCUCCAUCAUGCAGAGCCAGAGCCUGAUGCUGGACUUGGGCCUCGGUGAUGAGGUGUGGAUCCGCCUGUACAAGAGGGAACGGGAGAAUGCCAUUUACAGCGAUGAUGUGGACGUUUAUAUCACAUUCAAUGGAUACCUCAUCAAAGCAAGCACAGAGUAAUGUGAUGUUGCGGUCUUUUUAAACAUUGGAUAAGUUUAUAAAUAGUUUUAAGUUAAUAUUGCAUGCAAGUUUCAACACGUGAAUAUUGGUUUCAUUUUUUAACGUGUCUAACCGGCAACAUCCUCUAGAUGGCGUAUUUGGAUGUUAAAUACAUACGUAAUUGGCAGCACAUCCGUGUACUUGCUCGCUUCAACCACCAGAGGGCAGUGACCACAAAACAAUUGUACACACAAAGCCGCGAGACCAACUGAAAACAAUUUAAAGCACACUAAACUAUAUUCCAGCUUUUGGGUUUAUAUUUUUCUCUUCUUAUUUUAUUUUUGAAAAAAAAAAUGUCACGUGGGACAAUCACACAUGCACUGUAAAAGAAACAAGAAUCAACAGAAUAUCCAAUUAAAAACAAAUAGCUUACAUUGUAUAAAAACAAAAGGCAUGUGAGACAACGUAUGAGAAUGCACAUCUUAAAAAGUGGAAUAUAAGGUGUCAUCAACAUCAUCAACAGUACAAACCACACACACACACACACAGAAUUCCUGCAUAACAA